Messenger RNA from Dufourea novaeangliae, 558 nucleotides. RefSeq names its product regulatory protein ada (gene agt). NCBI's taxonomy places the organism in Eukaryota, Metazoa, Arthropoda, Insecta, Hymenoptera, Halictidae. The transcript has a single exon. Bases 1 to 558 code for a protein of 185 amino acids. Gene Ontology annotation, molecular function: methylated-DNA-[protein]-cysteine S-methyltransferase activity. The record is from RefSeq and is a predicted model, not a curated record. Gene Ontology annotation, biological process: DNA repair.
AUGGUAUUGUUGCAAACUAUGACGUCGGAAGAAUAUAAAAAAAAUCAUACGAGUUUCAAAAUAAUUUACGGCUUUCACCCAUCACCCUUUGGAAAUUGUUUACUCGCUGUAACAAAUACAGAUCAAGCUGUAGCAUAUUUAGCAUUUGUGGAUGGAAACAAUGAAGAAGCAUUGAUGGACUUAAAGAAUAGUUGGCCUCUGUCUGAAUUGGUAGAUGAUACUGCCAAUGAAACACAGAAAAUUAUGCGCAAAAUUUGUUCUCCUUGUGCGUUUGUUGAUGACUUUCUGACACUUCUUCUGAUGGGUACAGAAUUUCAAAUAAAAGUUUGGGAAUCCUUAUUACGCAUUCCAAAAGCUAGUACAAUGACUUAUGAGCAAGUUGCACUGAGUAUAAACAAACCAAAAGCUGUACGUGCUGUUGGGAAUGCAGUAAUGAAAAACAAGAUUGCAUAUUUGAUACCCUGUCAUAGAGUGGUAGGAAAAUCUGGCAGUAAUAAAUAUAAGUGGGGAACAAAACGUAAAGAAAGUAUCAUGACGUACGAAUGUGAAUCUCCUUGA